AAUUCAGUCGAGCCGGAGCAGCGGCGGAACGUUGACGGUCUUUUCUAAGUGCGCAGUGAAGGCUUGAAGAUACGUGCGACGCUUUGAGUGUUCUUUACGUGAUCGUAGACCGAUACCUGUUGAUUAAAAAAAAAAAAGGGAGAAACGUUUGACUGUAGUGUUCAAAACAAAAAAAGAAAAGUAAUAGCAGAAGUCACGGCGUGGUUGUAAUGCAAAUAACAACACUGAACGAAGAGUGUUUUCUUUAUUAUUUUACCCAAGAAUAUCCAAGUAUCGUUGAGAUCAGUAAUAAUUCUGUGAAGUGUCGUUGCGGUAAAACUUGAGAUUUACAUUUAGUGGAUUGGUGCGUCUGAGAGACGAUUCAUCCCUCCAUUCGUCCCAACCAAACGAAGAAAAACAAGCGUCAUACAAGGACACGUUCACUUCAGAAGCCUAAUCAAUUGUUGGAACUUGAUUUCUGGCCACAAUACCAUGCGACGAUGGCUUUAGAGAUCUUUCGCGUCUGUUCUCGAGCUUCUCCUUACUCCGAGUUCCGUCAAUAAACAAAUAUAACGAAUGUUCAAAUAUACACAUAAUACAUUUUCAACAAGAGUUUGAAAAUCACGUUAAAAAUGGGGUGUGGUUCGCGAUGUGCCAAGUAUUUUUUGUGCUUCUUCAAUUUCAUCUUCUUCGUCGCUGGAGGCGCAGCGUUGGCUGUUGGCAUCUGGUUAAUAGCCGAUAGAAAUUCCUUCACUAAUCUCAUAGCCAAGGUCGAUCAGGCUGACAUUGUGCACAAAACUGACGCCCAGGUGAUUCAGAUGAUCGCGUACAUCUUAAUAGCAGCAGGAGCACUUACUUUCCUCGUAAGUUUUCUCGGCUACUGCGGAGCGAUGUUCGAAUCUCGUUGUCUUCUGUUUCUCUACGGCGUACUUUUGGUAUUGAUUUUAGUACUUCAGUGCAUCGCCGUGGGACUUGCCUUCGGAUUUAGACAAGAGGCUGAGAGCGAAACUUUGAAGAUCCUCAAGUCUACGAUUUCAGAAUAUUACGCGCCAUCCGAUAAGGCAGAAACAGUCACCGUUAUUUGGGAUGGAAUAAUGACACAGCUUCAUUGUUGCGGCGUUGAGAAUUACAACGAUUUUCGCACUAGUAAAAAUUGGACCUCAUCUGGUAAAAUGGUACCUGAAUCAUGCUGCAUGAAGGAGGAUGGACGACUAAAGGAUAGCAAUUGCCCCGUUUCACCGUCGUCAACUAACUCAUACUAUCAGACGGGAUGCUACGAGGCGAUGGUCAAAGUUAUCGAAGAUAGUGCAGCGAUAGUAAUCGGCGUCGCAGCUACACUGGCAUUCGUCGAAUUGUUGGUCAUCACCCUGGCUUUGUAUCUCGCAUGCUGUUAUUGGCGCCCACAACAUGUGUUAACUUGUUGGUGCUGCUGUUGACGAGGCAGGCUGAACAUUUCACAUGGAACACGAAAAAACACUCUGACUUACGAAAAUAGUGCCUUCUAGUAUACACUGACACAGAGCCCGUAGAGAGUUUGGACGCCUUGCUUGCUUUGAUGCAAAAUCUCGUAGCCCUUAGUAUAAACCCGCCGAGCCAGUAGCUGCAAUCAUCUGUAAUAUGCACUACCGACUGACAAUGUUGGGUCAAACCUCAGGUUAGCUACGAGUGUAGAUUGCGUACAUAGUUGUUAGCAUUCGUUUGUUCUUCUCUUUUUUUAUAAUUUUUUUCUGUAUUGUUUCGUUCUCUUGUUUUAUAAAUAUCUCUCAUCAUUUUAUGAUUGUUUGACAAUAGUAAUAAUUACUGUCUAUUAUUAUUAUUAUUAUUAUUAUUAUUGUUAUUGCUGUUAUUAUUAGUAUAUGUAUUACUUUCCAUCCUCGUGCAGAUACACGAAUUAUAUCAAGAAGACAACGAUUAUAAUAUUCUAAGCACCGCUGUAGAUCUGAAAAAAGCUUUUCUUCUGCUCUUUCUGUUUCUUAUAUAGAUACACAUACCUAUGUAUGUACGCACGUAGCUAUACAUAUACUAUGUGUAUCAUUUCUUCUUUCUUUUUGCAAUGUAUAAUAGGUUUCUCUAGUAUACAUUUGUUAAUGUUAAAUGUUGAUACUGUUUUUAUAAACGUACAAUUUAUUAUAUGCAUAUAAUGCAUUAUUAUUAUUAUUAUUUUACUACUAUUAUUAUCAUCACUAUAAAUAUUACUGUAUUUAUUUCAUUUUUAGUAAUUAAGACAGUAUUUUUCCCAUAUUAUUAAGAUCCUCGCAAUAGGAACUAUACUAGGUAGGGCAACGAAUCUGCGUUUAUUUGGAUGUCCGACAAAGCCAAGAGCGAUUUCUUGUUGUUCAUUUUGUUUCAUUUCUUUUUUCUAUUUCUUUCAUCUUUGCGGGGGGCAGUAAACAAGGAUUCCCUUUGCAGUAUUGAAAUAUCGUUAUGUCAGUCUAAAAAUUUCCAUAAAUAUGUUUCAUGAAAGCAUAAGCGUAAAUUUUUUUCAUCGUAUAUCGUUGAUAUUCAUCUUGCUUUUAUAUCUACCUUACUAAAGAGUAUCUGAACGUGACAAUCUGUUAUUUCCUGCAAUAUUUUCGUACCAAGUAUGAAAAAUAAUGAAUAAAAUGUUGAAAUUUUUUCUAAUUGCUAAAAUUUGAUUUGUACGUCAGGAAAUCGAAGUUUUGAAAUAAGGCGAUGAAUAGAUCAAUAGCAGGCAAUCGAAGAACAAGACGAAUCUUAUCUCCGUACCAACGCAUUCCUGUUGACCCAUAUUAUGUUAUAGUUUAAUAUUAAAUUCAGUUUUGUAUGUGUAACAAAGCAAUUCGUAGGUUUUAAAUUAACCCUGUAUUAACGAAUAGCAGAGCCUCUACUGACUUUCAAAAACUACUUUUUCGUAAAUCUUUGUGUCAAUCCAGUGACGGUGUAUCAUUUCAUCGCGAUUGCCUGUUCCCCCAUUGAAUUUAGUCUGUGCUUUCGGACGAAAACAACGGUAUAUAUUUAUAAAUUAAGUUAACGACAAAUUAGAACGUUCUGGGGUUAACCGUCUCAAAUAUGAAAUUAUUAUUAUCUUUAGUCGCGUUUUUUGUUUUAUUUUUUAUUUUCUUUUUUUUUUAAUUUUUUUUUUCCUCUCCAUUACAACCCACGGCAUUUUGUUAUAUAAUUUAAUAAUUAACGUCGCAAAAUACGAUCACAUUUGUAUACAGAGACUGAUACCUGACCUAAAAGUGUAUAUAUUUGACGUUCGAUAAACAAUAUACUCUUGAUUUAUAGAUAUUAUAAAGCAUAGCUAUUGGAUAUUAAUAUUACAUAAAUUAUAUAAUUAUAUGCUAUGGUGAUGAUAUUAUAUAUUGAGGUAUCUUUAUUAAUUUGUUAAGAUUAUUAAAUGUUUUUGUAAAAACUGUAUACAGACACGACAUACAGAGACAACGUAAAAUAAAAAUUUUGUAUUAUCAUUAGGCCUUACGCAACUAGUUGUAUACAUGUGGGUAACAACAACUAUACAGCUGUAUUUUACACAUAUUUUGUAUUUAGUAUGUACAAUAUUUUCAUACGUGUAAUGAUUUUGAUACA
This is a messenger RNA of Neodiprion virginianus, 3528 nucleotides long. RefSeq names its product tetraspanin-1 (gene Tsp66E). Lineage: Eukaryota; Metazoa; Arthropoda; Insecta; Hymenoptera; Diprionidae. Gene Ontology annotation, cellular component: membrane. Bases 612 to 1415 code for a protein of 267 amino acids. The transcript has 10 exons. The record is from RefSeq and is a predicted model, not a curated record.